Molecule: messenger RNA, 1881 nt
Organism: Thamnophis sirtalis
Lineage: Eukaryota; Metazoa; Chordata; Lepidosauria; Squamata; Natricidae
Gene: TRIM59
Product: tripartite motif containing 59
Biological process (GO): innate immune response; negative regulation of canonical NF-kappaB signal transduction
Molecular function (GO): ubiquitin protein ligase activity; zinc ion binding
Source: RefSeq, a predicted model, not a curated record
CCAUUGCUUGCUUGAAGCCAGCUGGGAAGGUUACAAAUGGUGAUCACAUGACCCCAGGACAGGGCAACUCAUAUAUACACGCUCUAUAAAAGAUUACUUAUAUACAUGCCGGUUGCCAAGCAUCGAUAUUUCGAUCAUGUGAUCAUGGGGAUGCUGCAAAGAUAGAAAUGCAUUAUUUUGAAGAGGAGUUAACUUGUUCUAUAUGCUACAGUAUAUUUGAUGAUCCUCGUGUUCUGCCAUGUUCGCAUACAUUUUGUAGAAAUUGUUUGGAAAGUAUUCUUCAAAUAUCAAGCAAUUUUUCCAUAUGGCGCCCCCUAAGGCUUCCUCUCAAGUGUCCCAACUGUAGAAGUAUUGUUGAAAUUCCUCCAUCUGGUACAGACUCUUUGCCUGUAAACUUUGCAUUAAAGGCUAUUAUUGAAAAGUAUCAACAAGAGGAUCAUCCUGAAGUAGCUACCUGCAGUGAGCAUUAUAGACAACCACUAAAUAUUUACUGUCUACUAGACAAAAAACUUGUGUGUGGCCAUUGUCUUACAAUAGGAAAACAUCAUGGCCAUCCUAUAGAUGACCUACAAAGUGCCUACAUGAAAGAAAAAGAAACUCCUGGAAGACUCCUUGAGCAGUUGACCGAUAAACAUUGGAGUGAGGUUUGUUUGCUUAUUCAGAAUCUGGAGGAACAGAAAGCUCAGUGUGGGAGCAUUGUUCAGGAGGAUAAAAAAACAGUUUUGCAAUAUUUUAAGAGACUUGGAGAUGUCCUUGAUCAGAAAAAACAAGCUUUACUUGGAGCGCUGGAUGAUGUAAAUAUGCAAAUUGAGGCAGAAUAUGAACCUCUCAUAGAAAUGUUGAAAGGAAUACGAGAGGAGCAACUUGAACUAAUGUCACUAAAUACAUCGUUUCAAGAAGAAGAGUCUCCUCUUCAUUUUCUGGAGAAAGUUGAGGAAAUACGUCAGCGUGUUAAAAUUUUAAGGGAAAAACCAUUACCAAUGAUUAAGCCAGUUGAAAUCCAUCCUCGAAUAGGACAGGUGUUAAAAGAUGUGUGGAGCAAAAGUGAAAUUAAUCAGAUUAACAAAAUUCUCAUUCCCAAAAUAAAGCUAAUUUCAAAGCAGAAAGUAUGUACCCAGAAUUGUAACAAUGAGACCAGACCAGCUAAAAAAUCCUUCUGGUCCUUCAGUCCUGUGGCAAUUAUAUUACUUUCUUUUAUUUUUUUUAUUGUUACAUUUAGCCAACAUAUAUUAACAUUCAUAAAUGAAAUAGUUUUUCCAUAUAUUUUUGAUACUUUGCAGAUAAUUUAUCAAGACUUAAGUAAAAGAUUGCACAUAGCAGUGGAAAAUACUAUGAUAUACCCCUGAUUUAAUUGAAUAAUAUUUUUGCUUUUGAUAGCAACUUUUUGCCCUGUUAAGAAAAAAUCUGAAUUCUAAUGGAUUUAAUUUUAACUUGAUGUUAAAUUAAGGUUUAAUUGAUAUCAAUGUCUUUUGUCAAGAGUGUCAGAAAUUACCUAGCAUUGCAAAUAAGCCAGUAACAGCCUGUACUAUUUGGACAUGUUCAAUUCUCUUCUCUGCAUGCACAUAGUGGUAAUCUCUUGCCAACAGAACAUCACGUAAAGAUUGUAUAAGAAUUGAGGUGAAAUGUGGGAUCCUUGGGGCUAUUUGAGCUUCUUUUUUUUUCUUUUUUUUUCAGAUGUUUCAUUACCCAAGGAAAUGAACCCUGGGUAACAUCAUCAAUCACCAAGAACACUUCCACCAACAUUAGUAGGGCAAGACACUUGUACAUAAACAGAACAAACCUCCCUCACUUCUAGAAGUAAUGGUGUUACCUACCGUAUUUUUCGGAGUAGAAGACGCACCUUUUUUCUUCAAAAAAGAGGCUGAAAAUCUGGGUGCGUCU